AUGUCUUCAACCGAAGAACACAUCAGAGCCCAGCUCUUAAACACCAAAUCCCUCCCGGUAUCCACGGCAUGGAUCUCCAAUUUUCUAGCAUCCAUCUCCCAAAAUCAACAAAGAGCACCACCCUCUGCACUAGCACAAACAGCUCUUUUCCGAAUCUUAACGACUGACUUCACCAAAACAUUAUCUACAUCCAUGCCUUCUACAGUGCUUCCUAGAGAGAUAUCCGAUCCAUCUAUCAAGGAGCGACGUAUAUCCGGACCCGUACCCGUUCAGGUCCUUGACAUAGAAGAUAUUGGGUCUAGUAUGUGGUCUCAAGUAGAGAAAAUCGAGCAGGUUGAGCGAGGAGAGACUAUUCGAGGACGAGAGAUUGUGAGAAAUGUUAAUGUGGAUGAUGCCGACAACAACAACGCGUCAAGAUCAACACCAAACACGACAAAUGGACCACAUCGUCUAAUUCUACAAGAUGCGGCUGGCACAAAGAUUGUCGCUCUAGAAUAUCAGGAUAUCAAUGGUAUAUCUAUCGAGAAGCUUUCUAUUGGCGCGAAGCUUGUUCUGAAGGACACCGUUGUGUCUAGGGGAAUGGCUCUGCUUACUCCAGAAACUGUUACUUUGUUGGGAGGGAAGAUUGAAUCUUGGGAUACAACAUGGCGGCAAAAGAGAAAGGAGGUCUUAUUGACGAAGAUCGAAGUUUUACAUGUAGAACAAAAUGGGGCCUCUGCUAAUGGAGAUGCAAUGGAAGAGUGA
Molecule: messenger RNA, 744 nt
Organism: Talaromyces marneffei
Lineage: Eukaryota; Fungi; Ascomycota; Eurotiomycetes; Eurotiales; Trichocomaceae
Exons: 1
Coding region: 1-744 (247 amino acids)
Biological process (GO): double-strand break repair via homologous recombination; resolution of meiotic recombination intermediates
Cellular component (GO): nuclear body; RecQ family helicase-topoisomerase III complex
Source: RefSeq, a predicted model, not a curated record